GACAGGCUAAUCUAGAAGCAUGGGGCGGAAGGCUGGAGGCUUGUACAUAAAUCCCAAAAAAUUUGGUGCAGUUGGGAAACCUUGCAUGAAGGAGAUGGUUGCAUUCCUCAAUUGUUUAUCCCUUAACAAAAACAAUGACGACAAUUGUGGUCGGCAAAAAGAACUAUUGGCUGUUUGUGUGGAAUCUCAG
Phalaenopsis equestris is the source of this 190-nucleotide messenger RNA. RefSeq lists its product as uncharacterized. Lineage: Eukaryota; Viridiplantae; Streptophyta; Magnoliopsida; Asparagales; Orchidaceae. The record is from RefSeq and is a predicted model, not a curated record. Gene Ontology annotation, molecular function: structural constituent of ribosome. Gene Ontology annotation, biological process: mitochondrial translation. The annotation marks the transcript as partial. The transcript has a single exon.